UCUUCUGAGACUCUACUGUCUGCGUGCCUGCUAGGAGUGACCGCAGGGAGCUGUGCACGGGCGGCAGAAGCCUUUGCUCACUGCCCAGUUCAGCCCUUGCAUUGUCUGCAGUGCCAUGGCAACUCUGCUUUGAGUUGCGCGGCAGAGCCAGACUGCCUGCUGCGGGCCGGCAGUGCCCACCCAGGCCCAGGAGCUCUGCUGCUUCCAGUCCUGGUCUGCAGUCAAGGGUUCCACCUUUGCAAAUGAGGUCGCACACUUGCAGGGGUGAGUGCUGGCCCUCCUGUGGGUAGACUCAGAAUGCAGUCGAAGAGGAUCACCACCGAGCCUCCCUCUGUAACAGAAGAAGUGUUUGAAGAAUGCUUGGCCACAGAUGAUGUGUUUGUGGACUACUUCAAUGAAUUUUUGAGUCUUCCAACUUUUGCUCAGCCAGUGAAGUUUAACUCUGACUUUGGGGUUUUUGAAGUUGUUAAUGAUGCCCCACAACACAUGCAAAGCCAGCUGAAAAGAAGUCUAGAUGAUCAGAAGUCUCCAGCCUUCAUUUACGGCAUCCUGAGGAAAGCAAAGAGUGCUGGGCAGAUCUCCAAACCCUGCAGUGCUUCUCCAGCCUUCGCUGCUGCUCCGGAGGACAACACCGUGUACCUCGAGCGAGGGCAGGCGAUGCAGUGGGUGAAGGAGGAAAGGCUGCCAGCGUUUCUGGAGAGCGACUGCUACUUCGAGUACAGGCUAGCUAAAUUGAUAUCACAGGUGGAAUGGAGCAAGACUGGCAUUAAUUUCAUUAUUGAUAGUGACUAUUAUCCUUGGGUAAGGAAGCAAGACCCAGGUUCUGCCCCUCCUGAGGAAGAUGACUCUUUGUUGACUCUGAAGAGGCUUGGCCAGGCCACAGGUUCUCGGACCAGGACAGCAAAACAGAGUGAAUCCAGGGACACUACAGAUUCAUUUCUGCAUCCUCUAGAUCCUGGUCAAGUUCAGGACACUCAGUGUUUGCCUGGGCAGCCUGAAAAAGAGCAUUCAUUAAGUGAACAGGAAAGCUUUCUGGAAGCAGAUUCACUCUCUGGGGAGUGCCAUCAGCAGAGUGUCCUUUCCUCUUCAAGGCCAGCAUCCACAAAAGCUGACAUCAUUAAGGAGAGAUCCAGAGAGGAUGAGGAGGAUUCUUUUGUUGCCAUUGCCGAAUCUCCCUCCCACAACCAAUUAAGAGUUUAUCUGGACCCGAAAUGGGACCGUGCUGCAAAAGAAGAUGGACAGGAAAGCAGAACUUCUCAGACAGAAUCCUUCCUGCCAGCUCAUGCUCAGGCUGUAACGAAAGAAGCCGUUUCGGAGCUGCCCCAGCAGGCGGCUGCCGACACUGAGGGUGAUGUGGACUUCCACAAACAGCCUGAAGCACUGAAACGUGAGUUAGCAAGUCAUGAACUUGCCAUCACAACGGCAGACUUGCUCUUGCCCCAGGGUUCUGUGUGCACUGCCUUGGACACCAAGGAAGACAGCAGAGAACAAGAUACUGAAGAGGCUAGCUUGAGAUCAAGUUCUGAAAGUGAUGGGGCCGGCAGCAGGGCUGCCUGGUGUGUUAGUCACAGGACUUAUGACACUGGCAACAGACAGCAGUUUGAAAGGUUCAAGAAGUUCAUCAAAGGAACGCCUGGGGAAAGGUACUGGUGGCUCUGGAUGGAUAUUGAAAGAUUAAAGGCUCUUAAGGACACUACAAGGCAGCAAAGGCAACUCAGCAAGAUGAAAACACUGUACCUGCUGAGCAGUGGAGACUAUUGCCUUGGCUCUGAAGUGUUGCUCAGACUGGACCUGCUGCAUGGAGAUCAGUGGAAUAUAAAGCAUUUGAGAUGGAUCCAGCCUGAAGUGGUGAAACCUCUGCUGCUUUACUGGGGUCCCAGAUUUUGUGUCACGCAUUCAACAGCAAUAGAAACUGCCAGUGCAAAACUGAAGCUCUGGCACAUGUGCCAAGAGAGACCAAAGGUGGACAUUGAUCCUUUUCCACAAAUAGUGUCAUUGGUACCAUGGACACCGAAGUCUUGCAUGCCAGGGAUGCCACCUUCCCUUCCUCAGAUACCAUCGAGGUUAUCACCGACCCUGCCGCCAGAGCACAGCCCCCAAAGGGAUACUCCCAGCAGCAGAGUGUGGCCAGAGGCAGUGAGCAGAGACAGGAGUCGUUGCUUAGGCUUAGAUGACACCAAAGCCUCAGGUUCCCCGGGUCAGAGGAAGUACACCUACGCCGAGCUGCUCUCAGGGAAUAGUGCUGCCGGCAGUGUUGCCCUCUGGGGAUCAAGAACAGAAAGCAUGCUGCAGUCUCUUUAUUUGGAGAACAGAGCAGGCUACCACUUCACACAGUUCUGUGAGAAAUCAGGGAAUAAGAUGUGGAAGAACAGUGUGUACUUCUGGUUUGACCUGCAGGCAUAUCAGCAGCUCUUCUACCAAGAAACUCUUCAGCCCUUUAAAAUAUGCAAGCAAGCUCAAUUCCUUUAUGCAACCUACAUUGCCCCAUCUGCUGCUAUGGACAUUGGACUUCAGCAGAGUAAGAAAAACAUGAUUUAUCAGAAAAUUGACCCAGCUUUUGAGGACCUUUUUGACCCAGCAGAAGAAUAUGUCCUCACUGUUCUGCUAGAGCCCUGGAUGAAGAUGAUGGAAGCAGAUAAACACACGUAUGGAAAGGUGGAGUUGGUGGAAGAAGCUCGACAGCUGGACUCUGUGUACUUUAGACAGCUCCAGGCCUUGCAUCACGAGAGUGGUUCCAAGAAGGAUGAGAGUACUGUUGCCAGCACUGCUCUGCCAUCCUGCCCUGGUGCUCUGAAAGAAAAUCAGCACUCAGGUCAAGUUCCCAAAGAACUGGGAGGUCCUAAGCUAUCUGACCUGAUCCAUGAGAAAGAGAAGCUAGAGCAGUUCCAGGCUUUCCUCAGCAAGCAUUCUGCUGGCGUGGAUCUCACGUGCUGGCUGGAUAUCGAACAGUUCAGACAGGUGCUCCACCAGGAUGAAGAAAAAAGGCAGGAAAAGUCUGAGGAAAUUAGAAGCAAAUACUUCAAUGAAAAAUACUUCUUUGGACCUAACAGCCCUGCCAGCAGAGAACAACAAGAGCAGCUAAUGCGUUCAGGCAGAGGACGGGGACAAAUCCCUCACCAUCAACUUCCAGCAGCAGUUCUGCUCCAAGUUCAGCGCCGAGUCCAGAGGAGAUUAGAGACACAAUGGCUGCCCUUGUUCCUGGCCGCGGAGCGCUGCGGGGCGCAGGGACCCGCACAGCAUCUGGGCACUCAGUGUCUGUCUUCAUCCACUGACACCAUUGCCUUCCGCCAAGCGCUGCUGAACCCAGUGACAGCAAAGGAGUUCCAGUGCUUCCUGUCCCUGCGGGGGGAGCUGCUGGAGAACGGGGUGCUCUUCUGGCAGGAGGUGCAGAAGUACAAGGACUUGUGCCAUUCUCACUGUGAUGAUGCCACAGUCCAGAAGAAGAUCACAGCUAUUAUUGACCGCUUCAUUAAUUCUGCCAUCCCCCCAGCUGUGCAGAUUGACAUUCCAGCUGAACUAGCCCAGAAGAUUUUGGAGCACAGGAAGGAACUAGGACCUUACGUUUUCAGAGAGGCACAGAUGACUGUUUUCGCUCUUCUCUUUAAAUUCUGGCCCAAGUUUUGUAAGUUUCGAAGCGAUGCAGCCAGUGACAAAGUUCUGCUUGCCUUGGAGAGAGAAAGGGCCAAAAGGACACGAAAGAAGGAGUGGAAAGCAGCCGAGGAGAGGCUUGCAAAGUUUCAGACUAAAGAGGCAGAGGCAAAACUCAGCAGUCUGACCAACAGUGGUGUGGCAAAUGUGACUGGUAUGGAGAGAGGCCCAGCUUCAUUUCCAGAUGGCUAUGGAUGGCAGGCCUCCUGGUCAUUUUCCAAAUACAUAGAAGCCCUGGAGCAGGAGAGAAUCCUCCUUAAAAUGCAAGAAGAGAUGGAGGAAAUGUCUUCAUCACUCCUUACAGGAGCUUCAUCUGUGUCCUUCCCAAAGCCUGGAAACUCUGCAAGAUGGAGCACUUCACGGAGCAGCAUGACUGUGAAGAGACACUCAAAGCCUCUUAAGAAACAAAGCAGAGUGAAAUCUCCUUGAGGAAGGAAAUGCAGAGAAAUCCAUUAGAGAUGGGCAGCAGACACAAACCAAACGUGCAUCUCGGGUCUGUCCUUACACUUCCAGAGCAAAGGUGACAGUUUGGAGUGCUACUAAGGACCAUGGGACAUCAAACAAAGCUAUUUGUCAUGGAUGAUAAACCUCCUCGUGCAUCUGUGCAGCCCUGCCAAACUGUCCUCAGCAGCGGACCAGCCCCC
Molecule: messenger RNA, 4292 nt
Organism: Pogoniulus pusillus (Red-fronted tinkerbird)
Lineage: Eukaryota; Metazoa; Chordata; Aves; Piciformes; Lybiidae
Gene: RGS22
Product: regulator of G protein signaling 22
Exons: 27
Coding region: 298-4077 (1259 amino acids)
Biological process (GO): regulation of signal transduction
Cellular component (GO): nucleus; cytoplasm
Molecular function (GO): G-protein alpha-subunit binding
Source: RefSeq, a predicted model, not a curated record